CAUUGUCUGAGCGUUUUGUAUCUUGAUCUGCUACCAUCUCCUACGAUUCAAGAUUACCAUUUUAGCGGCAUUGGCGCUCUUAAAGCUUUGCCAUGUACUCCCGCCAUGCUUUUGAGCGUCCCCUUUCUUCGAUCGAGAGCGUUGACUCCAGUGCUACAGUACGACACAACAGAGUUGGCAGCUUCUCAACCAAUUCACUCUCCUCGGCCGGUUCAUUCCUCAGUCCUCGCUUGCAUCUGCACGCGCUAUCGCGGAGAGCCAGUGCUUCCGCUAUAUCUGAUGGAUCGCACGUCGACGCCUCAGUGUGCCUGCCAUCUGUUCGCUUUACUGGCUCCGAAGUGGAGACCGUUGACCAUCGAGGUGACGGCCUCGGUGAAAGAGAAGAAGUCGAUCGAUGUGCAAGAGACGGACAGGAUCACACCGCAUCUGUUCGAACCUCGACAAGUUACGAGAGCUUCUACGACGUCCCAGAGUCACCUCCACCGCAUGCCUUCACUAGGUGGGUUAGCACUUUGCGACGUAAGAAACAGCUAAAUCCGAGCCCUGUGACACCGCGAACGCAACGGUGGACGUUGGACGACUUCGAGAGUAGGCAUGCCUCGCCUGCCCAUGUUCAGCCGAGUCACCACAAGAAGUCUAAAUCGUGCGCGUCGUCAACGGCAUGGGUGACAGCUGUGAAGUCUGCAUCUGCGACGAUUACGAGCGCAAGUGUGGCUGGGCUUUCGCGAAUGAACAGCAAGGUCCGACGUGAGCGGCAGGGUAGCAGCGUCCUAUCUGGGUCUGAGCCAAGGCCUUCGGUCGAUACGCAGCGGUCGAUGCUCGACUAUGCAGCGAAGCAGCGCUCACGCAGGAGGUGCGAGAAACUUGAAGAGCUCAUCAGGACUGAGGAAGGCUACGUAGCGGACCUCAAGGCGUUGUUUAACGCGUUGCUUACUUUUUUUGGCGGUGAGAGUCAACCGCAGGCAUUUGCGAGGCACUGUGCCUCCACAACAAUUGCGCAGCUUGUUGCUGCUCAUCAAGCACUCCUGGUCGAGCUACGGCGGCAUCUCCCUUUCACAGGCCACGUCCGCUCACCGCGCACUUCGAAGGGUCAUUCGCGGUACCACAGCAUUGAUGGCUCUGCUUCGCACAGCAGACGGCUUGGUAGCUUGCGUCAUCCGCGCAGAUCACUAAGCAUUCACCGCUCUGACGAGGACGGGGAGUCGCGGUUGCUCUGCGAUCCGGCGAUUGUCUCCGCCGCAGUCGAGACGUUCACAAAACGGCUCGGAGCGUUCGGUUUGUAUGAAGAUUUCGGUCAACAGUACGACCUCGUGCGUCACGCUAUAGAGCAGGCGCAAGAGGCAUCACUGGUUUGGUUUGAGUACGAUAGUGCGAUCGAAACUCUGGCAUACACUCUAGGCCCAAUGCACAGCCGCAAGGCGAAUUAUCGAAAGGCUUUGAGUAUGAAAGAUCUGCUAAUCAAGCCGAUUCAGCGACUGCCACGAUAUGUACUACUCUUCACCGACGUUCAGAAAUUGACACCCGUAUAUGACGACCCGCACGCUCACACUGCAGUAAGCGCUCUUAUCCAUGACCUCGAAAGGAUCUGCGAGCGCGUCAAUGAGUCGAGACAGAACGGAGAGUAUCAACGGGCUGUACUGUCGACAUGGCUUGUCGGCGACCGACUGCAAUUUCACGGCCAAUUACCUCAGUCUGCCUUCCUUCGGCUCCUCGGCCACGUCGUGCUUUGUGGUUGCUUGCAUAUCGCGUAUCGAAGCAAGGACAGCAUCAAGGGACGUUACACUAUCUGUAUCCUGUUCGAGACAACACUGCUCCUUGCCACUGCCGAUGAUGAUGACUCUAGAUACAGCGUGUUGGCAGGCAUUGCCCUCGCUAAUGCCACGAUAACUGAAUGCGACAAUGGCAAAGGUUUGCAGUGCCAUACAGCGCCCCACUCUUGGAAGGUAGUUUAUCAACACCUUUCCAAGAUGUAUGAGAUCAUCUUCACCGCUUGCUCAGCCACUGAAGCCAAUACAUGGCGAGAGAAAGUGAGCGACCUCAUCACUGUGCAGUCCAGAGCAGCUUCGGAGACGCAUCGCCCAAGCCUAGAGCUGUGCUCUCCGCUAAUCGAAGACAUGCGGACUGUUGGAAAAGCAUUGGGCAGGGCGGGCAGCUUCAUUAGGCGCAUGUCAAGGGAGUCACUGCGUCGUGCCGCGACUGUUACUGGUACGAACAACCUGAGCCAAGUGAUCAUAAAGAAUACUCAAGCGGUCAAAGAGGCUCUUGACGCACCUUCAAGAGCUUCUUUACACGUUCCGAGGUCACAGUCAGUCGUUACGCCCAGCCACAUCCAAACGCUCGCACCGCGUAGGGCAGACCGGGUACGGAUCGAAAGCAUCCUGAGCGGCGUGUGGACCAAGGAGCUGUUACCAUACCCGGGCAUGACCGCCAAGCGGUCAGACGAGAUCCGCGCCUCUGCGAACCAUGUCAUGCGCAAGUUCAGUAUGGCCAGCAUAACGAGCAACUUCUCGACAACGAAACGUAAUCCCAGCUACACAAGCGUGCAGGGUCUGCGCAAGGAGGACAUGCCGCCGCCGCUGAACAGAGCCUCCAAGGGCAGCGACCGAGAGACGUUCAAAUCGAGGCGGCCUCCUCUGGUUGACUUCCAUACCGCGCCCGAGGCAUUCCUGCCAGAAGACUUCGAUUUAAACCCUACGACUGCCAAGCGCAAGCCUUCUGCCCUGCGGACUCUGACUAUGAGCAUGGAAAGACCGUUUACCCCGUUGCUGAACGAGAGUAAGCCGGUACCGCUACGUCGGGCGCAGAGUGUCCGAGAUGUGGUUCGAGCUGCGCCGGUCUACACCGUUGUCCAGCAGCGCACCGUAACACCUGCUCCUCCGACUGUAUCGAACGUUCCGAUUGGCGAGAAUCAUGAUGCUUCGGCUAAGACGCCGCGCAAGGCGAAGAGUAAGAGCAGGUUGCUAUGGAUUUUUGCAUAGAUCUGACCUGUUACCUUCUGUUCUGGUUAUGAGCUGCUUUUGGAUGUGCGAUUGUUGACGAGGACUGCAUUACGGCUAUCUAUGAUCUUAGUCACAAGCAUGGGUAAUGAAAGCUCAGCAUCGCGCGAACUGGAUGUCGACGGGAACGUGGUCACCGUCCGAGAACACGUUGUGCGCAGUCUUUGCGCCCAACGGAUAUGGUGAACGCUGGUUACCACGGCGAAACAUAGUCGGGUCCCACAAGGUCCACGUGUGGGACGCGUCUAAGAUGUUGCCCGAUGCAAAUCUACCUUCCUCUUC
Baudoinia panamericana UAMH 10762 is the source of this 3278-nucleotide messenger RNA. RefSeq lists its product as uncharacterized. The transcript is spliced from 4 exons. NCBI's taxonomy places the organism in Eukaryota, Fungi, Ascomycota, Dothideomycetes, Mycosphaerellales, Teratosphaeriaceae. The record is from RefSeq and is a predicted model, not a curated record. Gene Ontology annotation, cellular component: cytoplasm. Gene Ontology annotation, biological process: regulation of GTPase activity. Bases 93 to 2978 code for a protein of 961 amino acids. Gene Ontology annotation, molecular function: guanyl-nucleotide exchange factor activity.